UAAAUAAUCAACAAGGCCUUGUAAGUUGAAAAAGGCAAGAUUCCUUCCUUUUUGGUGAAGGAACAAUGGCUACAACUUUGUUUCGAAAUCCUUCGGCAACUGUUUUCACAGGAACCCAAUUUCCAGUUUCCAUUUCCAAGUAUGUUUCAAAAGAAUCCUCGCCUUGUUUGCAAUGUAAUCACAAUCUUAGAAACAGAGCAAGUAAGCAAAACAAGGGGCUUUUACAAGUCAAAGCUACUGUGGCAGAUGGUACCCAAAGCGUUUCAAAGACUACUGAGAAGAACGAAUUUGAUGGUAAUCAAGUGGAGAAGAAGAAGAAGAAGCUGAGGAUAUUGGUUGCUGGGGGAGGUAUUGGGGGGUUGGUUUUUGCAUUGGCUGCAAAAAGGAAAGGUUUUGAUGUGGUGGUGUUUGAGAAGGAUUUGAGUGCUAUAAGAGGCGAGGGGCAAUACAGGGGACCAAUUCAGAUUCAAAGCAAUGCAUUGGCUGCUUUAGAGGCUAUUGACAUGGAAGUUGCAGAGAAAGUUAUGGAGGCUGGUUGCAUCACUGGAGAUAGAAUUAAUGGACUGGUUGAUGGGGUUUCCGGAACUUGGUACAUCAAGUUUGAUACAUUCACCCCUGCAGCAGAACGGGGGCUGCCGGUUACAAGAGUUAUUAGUAGGAUGACUUUGCAAGAGAUCCUGGCUCGAGCGGUUGGCGAAGACGUAAUUUUUAAUGAGAGUAAUGUUGUUGAUUUUGAAGAUGACGGAAAGAAGGUCACUGUUGUUCUGGAAAAUGGAAACCGUUAUGAAGGUGAUCUUCUGGUUGGAGCUGAUGGAAUAUGGUCGAAGGUGAGGACCAACUUAUUUGGGCCAACAGACGCCGUAUACUCGGGCUACACUUGCUACACUGGUAUUGCAGACUUUGUGCCAGCUGAUAUUGAAUCUGUUGGGUACCGUGUAUUUUUGGGACACAAGCAGUACUUUGUUUCCUCGGAUGUUGGAGCUGGAAAGAUGCAGUGGUAUGCAUUUCACAAGGAACCGCCUGGUGGUGUAGAUACCAAUGGUAAAAGGGAAAGGUUACUUGAAAUAUUUGAUGGUUGGUGCGAUAAUGUGAUAGAUUUGUUAGUUGCUACUGAUGAAGAUGCGAUUCUUCGACGUGACAUAUAUGACCGAACACCCUCUCUAACAUGGGGAAGGGGGCGUGUAACCUUGCUUGGGGAUUCUAUCCAUGCAAUGCAGCCAAAUAUGGGUCAAGGGGGAUGUAUGGCCAUUGAGGAUAGCUACCAAUUAGCGUUAGAACUUGAUAAGGCAUGGAAUGAAAGUGUCAAGUCGGGGACGGCUGUUGAUGUUGUAUCUUCUUUAAGGAGCUACGAGAGUGCUAGAAAGCUCAGAGUUGCGAUCAUCCAUGGAAUGGCAAGAAUGGCUGCAAUCAUGGCUUCAACUUACAAGGCUUAUUUAGGUGUAGGGCUAGGUCCAUUAUCGUUUUUGACAAAAUUUCGGAUCCCUCACCCAGGAAGAGUUGGUGGCAGAUUUUUCAUCGACUUGGCGAUGCCUGUAAUGCUCAGCUGGGUUUUAGGUGGUAACAGCUCAAAACUAGAAGGAAGAUCCUUAAAUUGCAGACUCUCAGACAAGGCAAGUGAUCAGUUGAGGACAUGGUUUGAAGAUAAUGAUGCAUUGGAGGGGACUAUUAUUGGAGACUGGUACUUGUUGCCCGUUGGAAACGAAGCAGUUACCUCACAACCUAUUUGUUUAAGUAGGGAUGAAAACAGAACUUUCAUGAUUGGGAGUGAAAAGAACGAUAAAUUUCCAGAAACGUCAAUAGUGAUACCUUCAAAGCAGGCAUCCAAAAUGCAUGCUCAAAUCAGCUAUAAAGAUGGUGCAUUUUUCAUAGUUGAUUUGCAGAGCGAGCAUGGGACCUUUAUCGACCAUGGAGGAAGAAGAUCGAGGGUGCCCCCGAAUGUUCUUACUCGUCUUCGUCCCUCUGAUGUUAUCGAGUUCGGUUCCAAUCACAAGGUAGCGGUCCGGGUAAAGGUGAUGAGAUCACAUCCGAAGAUGGUUGAAAAGGAAGCUGGUGGAAUCCUUCAGGCAGUCUGAAAAUCCAUAAACCUGUCAUUUGUCGAAAUCAUGGCAUUGUCCAGUAUUUAUCUACAGUGGAGUGAUUGAAAAAUCUACAUUUUUAUUGAAGUUACACAAAGAAGUCAUAUACCCCUGUAUCACAACAGAAACUGGAAAUUUCAACCGGAAGUAUUGAAUGAAUAUGUGAACAUUUGAUGG
Hibiscus syriacus is the source of this 2252-nucleotide messenger RNA. Its product is annotated as zeaxanthin epoxidase, chloroplastic-like. The transcript has 16 exons. Lineage: Eukaryota; Viridiplantae; Streptophyta; Magnoliopsida; Malvales; Malvaceae. Gene Ontology annotation, biological process: abscisic acid biosynthetic process. Gene Ontology annotation, cellular component: chloroplast; membrane. Bases 66 to 2072 code for a protein of 668 amino acids. The record is from RefSeq and is a predicted model, not a curated record. Gene Ontology annotation, molecular function: FAD binding; protein binding; zeaxanthin epoxidase activity.